This is a messenger RNA of Schistosoma turkestanicum, 2322 nucleotides long. Lineage: Eukaryota; Metazoa; Platyhelminthes; Trematoda; Strigeidida; Schistosomatidae. The record is from the annotation of a GenBank genome assembly.
AUGUCAUCCGUUAGUCGUUUAAAUGAAGAUCAAAUGGUACUUCGAUUAAAAAUUGUCAGUGCACAACAAUUACCUAAACCAAGAGGUUCCGUAUCAAAAGGUGAUACAAUUGAACCAUAUGUUGUGGUGGAAAUUCACGGGAUUCCAAUCGACUGUGCAGAACAACGUACAGUCACAGCAUCUGCUGGCAAUGCAUCAAGUUAUAAUGCUAUAUUUGAAGAUACAUUUGAAUUUUGUGUACAGUUGGGUAGUUUAGCAUUGGUACGUUUUGUUGUACUGGAUGAUCAUGCAAUUGGUGAUAAUUUUAUUGGACAAAACACAGUGCCAUUUGAUUGUUUGCUGACAGGUUUUCGUCAUGUUCGUUUACGUAGUGAUACUGGUGAACCGAUCCCACUGGCUACUUUAUUUGUACACAUUACUAUAACGACGGGAACAGAUAAUUCACAUGGAGAAACCAAUACUGGUUUACUUCAUCGAUGGCGUUCACGUAAUCGUCAACAAUUACAGUUGAAAAAAGUUGGUGUGCCUACAUUCGAUGAAAUAUUCAAAGCUACUACAGGAACAUUACGUCAAGUAUGUGAACUUCGAACAUCCGUUCUUGCUAGUUUUGAUAAUUUUCGACGAUUAUGCGGUGAAACAUCAACACCUUUAUCAAUGAAUCAAUGUAUACGUGCAUUGUCUACACGUAUUGCAACUUCAUUUGGUUCACCUGACCUAUGGCCUGUACGUAUGCGUAUUCGACCAGAAGAUGAAAUGCCACAUUUAGAAUUACAACAAAAUUCAUUCAUUGGAUCCGGAUCAGGACUAAGUGUUUAUUCAAGUUUAAAUACACUUGGCGAGACCGCAUCACAUCAUCAUCAUGGUGGUACAUUUGCUUCAGCAUCAUUAACUCGUCGUAAUUCUUCGUUGAGAUUUUCUCCCUCACCUGGAUUACAUCGUUCACCUUCAUUGAUACUAUCACCACGGCUAUUUUUAAGUAGACGAUUAAAAACCAACUCUAAAUCAGUGAUUGAUGAAGAUUCCACUUCAGCAUUAUCGAUUGAUAUUAUGGGUUGUCAUGGUGAUGGCAAUAAUAGUACUCACAGUGUACCAGAACAUUCACCGACUACUUCAACCAAUAAUAUUGCAAGACGACCAAGUAUACAUUCAAGUAGUAGUAGUAUUUCUUCAUUUUCUAUUGGACGUUUGGAUAAAUUGAAAAAAACUAUUAAUGAAUUUGAAAAUCUUAUUGAAUCUUGUAAAACAAUGAUUAAACAAGGACCAUAUCUUCGAGUAAAAUUACAACAAACUCAACGAACUGCUUUAGAAGCAUAUACUACAUUUCUGGAAGGUUUAAAAACACCGUCAUCAUCAUCUUCAUCAUCAGCAUUAUCGAUAGGCAGUACAACAUUGAAAAGUUUAAUUACACGUAACACUGAAACAAAUACAGAUAGUUUCCCAACAGAAUUCAAUCGAUCAUUGAGUGGUAGUGUAGAUCAACGGAAUAAAUCAGCACCCAAUGGUACUUCCAUCUAUUGGCGACGUAUGUCACGUGUAGCUGACAAUGUCACAUGGAAUUUACGCUUAUUAACUGGACAAACUGAGUUGUUGACAUUAUUAUUGAAUGAAUCCAAUGAAUGGAUAAAACAAGCUAAAGAAUCUAGUCAAGCUACUGGCCUCCUAUUAUUAUCGAUCAAUUCAGAUAAUAUAGUCAAUAGUAAUGAUGGUUCACAAUGUUCACCAACCAAUUCUGAUCAAGAUCAAUUGAGUAUGGAGAAGAUUUCAUUGAGUCAACAACACCAACAACAGCCACCACCAUCUUGUACAAUGAAUAAUAAUAAUAAUCAUAGACAUCAAAUAGAUCAUAAUGAAUUAUCAAAAAAUAUAUUAUCACCUUUGCUAGAAACUCCUUGUACAACAAAUCAUCAAUCAUUAAUAACUGAUUCAGUGUCAUCGAUUCAAACAAAUUCAACUGUGAAUAAAUCAUUUAUGCGAUCCAAUGUUCAAUUGUCAACAGAUUCUAGAUUGAAAUCGAUGCAAAAUGAAACAAGAGUAAUGUCACCUAGUUUAUUAACAACAACAACAACAACAACAACAACAACAACAAUACCUACUACUACUAACACCACCGAUACUACUCAUUUCAAUAAUAGUAGUAAUAGUAGUAGUACUAGUAGUAGUAUCAAUCCUGUAACUAAUACAACAACAGUGGCAACAAUCACAAAAACUUUGCCAACUACUACUACUAGUAGUAGUGGUAGUAGUAGUAGUAUGACGAUGAAUUAUUCAUCAGGAAAUUUUUCUAAAAUCCGUAGUCGAUUUAAUCAAGCAUGGAAAAAAUAA